Molecule: messenger RNA, 1342 nt
Organism: Drosophila innubila
Lineage: Eukaryota; Metazoa; Arthropoda; Insecta; Diptera; Drosophilidae
Gene: Rab6
Product: ras-related protein Rab6
Exons: 1
Coding region: 379-1005 (208 amino acids)
Molecular function (GO): GTP binding; GTPase activity
Source: RefSeq, a predicted model, not a curated record
GUCAUCCGUACAACUGACUCAGAUCAACUUGGUGGCUGACUUUUUUCCACGACAAUUUUUGUUAAAACUACGGUUAAAAUUCGACUUAUCGCAUUGCAAAAACACUGUAUAAUCAGUGUGUGCUACUGAAUAUUUCACAUAUAUAUAAUAAACAAAGUGCAACGUGUGCAGUGGAAGCCGCAAAAGUAUCACGCCCCAGUAGCAAAACAAUAGGAGGAGAGAGUGCGCAAGAGUGAGAGGAGAGAGGUCAGCAAACCCGCAAUUAAGAAAAAGUCGACACGUACAAGAAAGAGUUUAACAGAGGCAGCACAAGAGAGCGGCAGCAGAACUAACUAACUUAAGAAAAAAAAAAAAAAAAAAAACAAAACAAUAGUAAAUAUGUCAUCCGGCGACUUUGGAAAUCCGCUGCGUAAAUUCAAAUUGGUGUUCCUGGGCGAGCAAAGUGUGGGGAAAACUUCACUGAUUACACGCUUCAUGUAUGACAGCUUUGACAACACCUACCAGGCGACAAUUGGUAUUGAUUUUCUAUCCAAAACGAUGUACCUAGAGGAUCGGACGGUGCGAUUGCAGCUGUGGGAUACGGCGGGUCAGGAGCGAUUCCGUUCGCUGAUACCAUCGUACAUCCGCGACUCCACAGUCGCUGUGGUUGUAUACGAUAUAACGAACACAAACUCGUUCCACCAGACAUCCAAGUGGAUCGAUGACGUGCGCACGGAGAGAGGCAGUGAUGUCAUUAUCAUGUUGGUUGGCAACAAAACGGAUCUAUCCGAUAAACGGCAGGUGUCCACCGAAGAGGGCGAGCGCAAGGCGAAGGAGCUAAAUGUGAUGUUCAUCGAGACGAGCGCCAAGGCCGGUUACAAUGUUAAGCAAUUGUUUAGACGCGUGGCGGCGGCGUUGCCCGGCAUGGACUCAACGGAGAACAAACCAUCCGAGGAUAUGCAAGAGGUUGUGCUUAAGGAUUCGCCCAACGAGACAAAGGAUCCCGAAGGAGGCUGUGCUUGCUAGAACUGGGCAUCCAGAACCCUUCCCCCACAACCUCCGCUACGACCUCGACCUCGACAACAUUCACACAUUGACAAACGCUGGCGACAGGUGUACGCCAGGUGUAUGUGGGCAGCGGGUUAAAGAUGAGCAUGCAAAAACAACAACAACAACAAUUUAUGAGAUGCACACAUACACAAUUUUAUGUUUAAGUUUAUUUAUAAAACAAAAAAAAAACAAGUAUAAAACGAAAUGAUAGCAAAACAUAAAAUAGACUAAAAACUAAUUUAACGCAAUCGGCUAAUUAUGUACGUUAAAUGAAUGCAAUGCAAUUAAGUAUGCGCCUAAUCCUAACAUCCAA